AUGAUGUGCACGAUGUGCGUAGCCAUGCCAACGACCAUAGACAUUAUGUCGAGCACCUGCGGCAGAAGGGAUGAGAGAGAAGUCGGGUUCGCACCUUUUGGCAAUAUCGGGCCCAGCUGCAACACGCGCUUGCCCGAUGGGACAGCAUCAGGGAGGGAGUACCUCAUGUACAGCAUGCUGACCCACGUCGGCUUGGUGGAGCGCCUCCUGCACGCGGGCGUCCUUGACCCUCGGGAGGCGGUGCUUGGCGCGGCCUGCACGUGUGUUGACUUGGUGGAGCUGGUGAACAGCGGGGCCACCCACCCGCGGGGCAGCGAGAGCGACUGCAUUACGAAGAGCGUGCGAUUGAACUCCGUUCCCGAAUUGAAGGUGAGCGUGAACGCGCAUGCCAUGCACAACGUCGCGAACAUGAGGGGCCAGAGCAGCUGGAACCAAGACAUGCUUAAAACCGCAAGGGACCUCCCGGAGAUAGCCGCGAGCACGGCCACGUUCGCGGCGGGCUUCACGGCGUGCAGCAGAGCGGCGAUGCGGCAUCACCGCGAGCGUGGAGACGAUGAAGACGAGCAGACGCCACACCGGUGGGCAGCGGCGCACACCAUUGCAUGCUGUGAGUGGAGCGCGUGCGGGGCUCUGGCCUAG
Prorocentrum cordatum is the source of this 639-nucleotide messenger RNA. The record is from the annotation of a GenBank genome assembly. Lineage: Eukaryota; Dinophyceae; Prorocentrales; Prorocentraceae.